Molecule: messenger RNA, 7511 nt
Organism: Dreissena polymorpha
Lineage: Eukaryota; Metazoa; Mollusca; Bivalvia; Myida; Dreissenidae
Product: KICSTOR complex protein ITFG2-like
Exons: 12
Coding region: 1858-3114 (418 amino acids)
Biological process (GO): regulation of TOR signaling
Cellular component (GO): KICSTOR complex
Molecular function (GO): protein binding
Source: RefSeq, a predicted model, not a curated record
GGUCUUCUGAUAUUGUCACUCCGAGGUAAGGGUUUUCUGGGACUUGUUGAAGGAUGUGGUUUUCGAGUUGGUAAAAUUUUGAGGUUUUCUGGUUUAUGGUUAGGAUGUAGCAUUUUUUGGCGUUGAAUCGCAUGCCCCAUGUGUUAGCCCAGGUUUCUAGUUUGUUCAGGUCUUGUUGUAAAAUUUCAUGGUCAUGGCGACUUCUGAUGGGUCGAUAAAGUAGGCAGUCGUCUGCAAAUAGGCGGACCGAUGACUUAACUGAAUCGGGUAGGUCAUUAAUGUGGCAGAGGAAAAGCAGAGGGCCAAGGACUGUGCCCUGUGGAACACCGGAGUCGACAGUUACCGGGUUUGAUUUCUCUCCCUCCACAACAACAUUCAUGCUCCUGUCUGUAAGGAAGUCCUCGAGCCAGUGAUUUAUGCUACCAGUGACGCCAUACUGCUUCAGUUUAUGCAGGAGCUUUUUAUGUGGAAAAAAUUAUUUCGGAUUUGUGUAGUUUGAAAUUUUGCAAUAUCUGCUCUUGACUGAGUUAAAGUUUAUAAGUUGUUAAUUCAAAUAUUGUUGAUAUUAUCAUCCCGUGUGACUGUUCAAUCUUCUGCACUGAAAUAAAUUGUGGGUUAUGUGUUUGUGCUUAAUAGCAGUCUGCAAAACUUAAAUUUUUUGUCUUCAUAGCCAAACUAUGAAAAUGUCAUAGCCAGAGGAAAAUUUCAUAGCCAGAAAAAUUAAUUUAUAGUAACAUUAUCAUGAAAGAACGACAACAGUUGUUAUAUAUAAAUUGCAAUUGGGGGGAAAGAUUGUAAACAAAUCAGUAUUCCAGGUUUCAAACUUUUAUUCCAUCACAUCUGAUACGGAGAGUUUUUUUUACAAUAUUUUGCAAUGUUAUUUUCAUAAUUAAUUAUUAUAAAUCAUUAUUCAGUAAUCAUUAUUAAAACAUUGUUACUGUUAUUUUGUUAUUUCCAAGCUAUUAAUAAAAACAUUCAACCUUUUAACUUAAUUUAUAAAAACCCUCGCACUCUUAUUUCAUUUAUCGGCAUAGAAUGCAAGUUCAGUUUACCAAAAGUAUUACGAAAUUUUAAAUACGAGAGCCAGACUUUACACUCUAUAACAUCUAAGGCAGAUCACUAAUGAUAGAAAACGAAGAGAAGUAAUCAAGCGUUGUCACUGUUAAAAUUUACACCUGAAAUGCGUAAAUUGAUUAUUAAUUGGUUUAUUUGCUCUGAUUUUUUUUCAUCGCAAUUCAGGCAAUCUAUAUUUAAUUUUUCUAUCGCCAGAGCCAAGAUUUCACCGCAUUGGCGAUCAGGCUAUGGGUUAAUUUUGUAGACUGUAAUUGUCCGAUUUAAAAUUUAAUUUUGAGCCAAAGUAGGUUAAAUUCGCCUGGGCUGUUAGGGCAUUUGCCAAAGAAAUAAUUUUAAUCCAAAUAGACCAGUGCACAGUGGCCAUGAGACCUUAUAAUGUGCUCAAUUUCAAGACAAUGCAUGUCUGGUGUCCCCACUCUUUAGAGCACAAGGCUACUUCGCCAAGGGUGUGCUGAUAAUCUUUAUGACUGCUCUUGACAUCACCAGCUAUUGACCAGGAUCCCAGAAUGGUUUCUCCAGUAUGUUAAGCACAUUGAGUACCACUGGCCUGUGACACUUUGAUUUUCUUUAAAAGACCACCCUCUCAAAGUUCUUGUCAUCAUCUACUUCUCCAGGUCCGCCCCAUCCAGCCCCUACGCUGCCUGAAGCUUCUCCCUCCCUCUUUCGAUGAUGUUGUAAGCGGUAAAGACCGCUAUCCAACUAUGAACCUUUAGCAUUCCUUUUGGUUAUUUUGGCGUGAUUCAACCCUUUAGUAUUAUAUAUUAAAUAUUGUGAAUUCAUGGAAUGAUACAAAUGGAGGUGGGGGCGGAGGCUGGGGGGAUCUCCGACACAUAUGUUAUUUCUGGAAACGAGUUGGCAGUUGGAAAUAUUGACGGUACGCUGGCCAUAUUUAAAGGAAGAGGGCACAAGCCAUGGAGAAAAUGUUCAGAUCUUGGAAUGAUCACUUGCAUCACUGUUGGAGACAUAUACAGUACAGGAAAAAAUCAGCUGCUCUGUCUCACAGCUGAGGGAUGGCUGUAUGUGUUUGAUGUCAAGGUCGACUAUCAGAAUGAACCGGGUCACGAGAGUCAUGAUGAUGAUGAGAAGGGAGACAAUCUGAUGCCAACCUUCAAGCAGCACCUGCCACCAAAUGGCAAGGUCAUGCAGGCAGCAGAUAUAGACUCAGAUGGGAAGGUAGAGCUUGCCAUCGGGUACUCUGAUCGAGUGAUCCGCCUGUACAAGUGGCAGUGUGGCCUCAGCGAGAUGGAUGGGGAGACAGGGGGCUUCAUGAUACAGAUCAACAAGUGGCAGCUGGCAGGACAGAUUGGCUCAAUAACAGUGAGUCGUAACAAGGCAGGGCUCAAUGAGUUGAUGGCGUCCCAGCCAGGGGGCACAUACGUGAAACUGGUCAUGGACCCCAGCGACCAACAGGAGCAUGAUGGACUCAGUGAGAGUGUGCCUGCCAACCUGAUCUAUGACCCACUGAUGCUGAGUGAGAUCAGGAACAGCAACAUUUCCACAGAGAUAAUUGGUAACAUCAGGAAAUGUCCAGGGUCUGCCUCAGAGAAAGAGACCGAUGUGCUGUUUGCUCUUUGCACUCUUGAUGGUACCUUGGUGCUGGUAGACAGUGAAGGCAUCAUACAGUGGUCACUGCAGGUUGACCAUCAGCUGUUCUCCCUCAACAAGCUGGACGUUACUGGUAAUGGCAAGGAGGAGGUGGUCUGCUGUUCCUGGGAUGGACAGACAUACAUCGUGAACCACAGUCGGGAAGCCGUCAGAUAUCAGUUUGAGGAAAAUGUGGCUGCAUUCACUGCCGGUUACUUUGCAGUGAACACAACAGACAACGUGCCAUGCUUCGUGUACGCCACCUUCAACAACCGUAUCUACAUUUACUACAACAUCCAGCUGCCUCAGGUAGAGUCCACCAACCUGAUAGAGGUUAUGGACAAGCGCGAGGAGACGCGAAGGCUCUUGGACAGGCUCAAACUUGGAUCCCCUCGGAACAGAGACCUCCAGGAGUUGUAUCGGUGGUGUCUCUAUGGAUGGAAGGACAAGUCAUGAGCUCACAAUAGAUUGCAGACUAAGGACAGGGUGCCUAAAUUCACUCACUUGCUUACCAUGGCGAAUGAACAAUGCGGUGAAGGGAGCUAUUGCUAGUAAAGUUGGCAAGAGUCAUAUCAGUAUGUUAACCGUAAAGUGCCAUAAAAAGAUAUGUCACCUCGUCGACGCCUUUGUCUUUGUUCUUAAUUGAAAACUUCGAAAAAAGCAAAAUGUUUGCACUUAAAGUGCAAAAAUAGUAAAGUAUUUAUUACAAGCUAUUACCAGGAGUGUAAAUAUAUAACUAUACAAAGGCAAUCAAGCAAAUAUAUGAGGCUCAUUAUUUUUGGCAGUAUUUACACUUUCAUGAGUCAUUCAAUGACCAUACAAAGGUACUCAACAGCUUAAGAACAACCAUUGUGUACGUAUACAUGCAUGCAAACAACCGCCUCUGCAUUUUAUGUUAAACAAAAAUACAUAUCAGGUAUUUUUGUUUCUUGUAAUGUAUAACAUUACACACAAAAAAGAUAUUAAGAAUAUAGAAUUAAACAAAAAAAUGAAUUGAUGUACUUAAAAGUGCACAUCAAAACUUUUAAUUUAUGUUUCAUAGCAUGAUUUUGUAGGGUUGAGUAAAGAUUGCUUAAAAGCCAGUUAGGAUUUGCAAUGGCAUGUAGCAUUUUUUUAGCUCACCUGAGCACAACGUGCUCAUGGUGAGCUUUUGUGAUCGCUUUUUGUCCGACGUUCGUUGUGCGUUGUGCGGUUCAACAAUUGCCUUGUUAACUCUCUAGUGGCCACAUUUAUUGUCCAAUCUUCAUGAAAUGUGGUCAGAAGAUUGGUUUCAAUGAUAUCUUGGAUGAGUUCGAAAAUGGUUACGUUUGCUUGAAAAACAUGGCCGCCAAGGGGCGGGGCAUUUUUCCUUAUAUUGCUAUAUAAGGCUAUAGUAAAAUCUUGUUAACACUCUAGAGGCCACAUUUAUUGUCCAAUCUUCAUGAAAUUUGGUCAGAAGAUUCAUCCCAAUAAUAUCUUGGACGAGUUAGAAAAUGAUGCCGGUUGGUUGAAAAACAUUGCCACCAGGGGGCGGGGCAUUUUUCCUUAUAUUGCUUUAGUAAAACCUUGUUAACAAUCUAGAGGCCACAUUUAUUGUCCAAUCUUGAUGAAAUAUGGUCAGUAGAUUUGUCUUAAUGAUAUCUUGGAUGAGUUCGAAAAUGGUUACGUUUGCUUGAAAAACAUGGCCGCCAAAGGGCGGGGCAUUUUUCCUUAUAUGGCUAUAUAAGGCUAUAGUUAAAUCUUGUUAACACUCUAGAAGCCACAUUAAUAGUCCGAUCUUCAUGAAACUUGGUCAGAAGAUUCAUCUUAAUAAUAUCUUGGACGAGUUCCAAAUGAUGCCGGUUGGUUGAAAACAUGGCUACGACGGGGGGCGGGGCUAUUUUCCUUAUAUGGCUAUAAUAAAACCUUGUUAACACUCUAGAGGUCACAUUUAUUUUCCGAUCAUCAUGAAACUUGGUCAGAAGAUUUUUCCCAAUGAUAUCUUGGAUGUGUUCGAAAAUGGUUUUGGUUGCUUUAAAAACAUGGCCACCAGGGGCGGGGCAUUUUUUUUUUAUGGCUAUAUAUGGCUAUAGUAAAACCUUGUUAACACUCUAGAGGCCACAUUUAUUGUCCAAUCUUCAUGAAAUUUGGUCAGAAGAUUGGUCUCAAUGAUAUCUUGGAUGAGUUCGAAAAUAAUUAUGUUUGCUUGAAAAAAAUGGCUUCCAAGGGGCGGGGCAUUUUUUCUCAUAUGGCUAUAGUAAAAUCUUGUUCACACUCUAGAGGCCACAUUUACUGUCCGAUCUUCAUGAAACUUGGUCAGAAGAUUCAUCCCUAUAAUAUCUUGGACGAGUUCAAAAAUGAUGUCGGUUGAUUGAAAAACAUGGCUGCCAGGGGGCGAGGCAUUUUUCCUUAUAUGGCUAUAGUAAAACCUUGUUAACACUCUAGAGGCCACUUUUAUUUUCCGAUCUUUGUGAAACUUGGUCAGAAGAUUUGUCCCAAUAAUAUCUUGUUAUCUCAGGUGAGCGACUUUGGGCCUAUAAGGCCCUCUUGUUUUUUAUCACCUUUGGUAGAGAAAAAGAGAAAAGAACUCCGGCAUGACUGAUAUUAGUUCAAUAUGUGGAUUAGUGUCAGAUGAUGGUUGAAGGGAAUAUUAACAAUAAAUAAUAAGCCUUUGUGUUUUCAAGAUUUGGAAAUCUUAACUCAUUCCCAUUAUAAUAUAGACAGCUUUCAAAUUAAAUGCAACUCCAAUGUGAAGACUAAUAGGCUUGGUAUAUAUGCUUUUUAGUCUCCGUAUGACUGCUUAGAUUGACAGUUAUGGUUGUUUUAUUUUCACAUUGAAAUGAUCACAUCGCUUUGCAGUCAUCAGAAAGCCUUAAAACAUUGAUGUGAUCUUUAGAUGCCCCAAAACACAAGCAAAUGUAAAAUGAUUUUCUGUACUUAAGAUUACAAAUCCAGCGUUAAGCUGUGUAAUAUAUUGCAUAUUGUGUAUUGAACGAAAAAGAUGUACAUGUUAAUGAUGUAAUGUUAAAGUGUUCAUUAAAAAGAUGUAUUGUAAACACAAUGUUAAUUUACAUUAGCUUGAAAAGUAUUGUUGGUCAAAUGAUAUUGUGAUUUUUGCUCAGCCUAUACCUGUGCUGUACCUGCAAAUCAUGAUUUCAGCCAGUCAAUUUAUUAUUUUUGCAUUAUUAAUAAUAUAACUUGUUAAUUUUUUAUUUUUGUUUUGAAUGUUGUUGAUAUUUGUAAACUAGGCACUUUUUUCACUAAUAAAGCCAUUUAUUAUUUUUGCAGUUCGAUAGUUUAUUUCUCAUUCUCUUGACCUAAUGCCUGUGGUAAUUGAUACAAAUCGGUGCUUAUAAAAAGAAGAAAAUCAUGUAGCAGUAUAUACUGUAUACAGAAUCAUACUUCCAACUCAUAUCUAAUUACUGUAAAUAUAAACGCUUACGUUUUAUAUUUUUUACACAUGCAUUGUGAAUUUUUGAUACAAAUAGUUUUGUUUUGAUUUGUAGCAUUUGAGACCUGUAUACAUGUAUGCAUUGAAGACCAUAAUACAUGUAUGUAUUGGAGACCAGUAUACAUUUAUGCAUUGGAGACCAGUAUACAUGUAUGUAUUGGAGACCAGUAUACAUUUAUGCAUUGGAGACCAGUAUACAUGUAUGUAUUGGAGACCAGUAUACAUGUAUGUAUUGGAAACCAGUAUGCAUUGGAGACCAGUAUACAUGUAUGAAUUGGAGACCAGUUUACAUGUAUGUAUUGGAUACCAGUAUACAUUUAUGCAUUGGAGACCAUAAUACAUGUAUGCAAUGGAGACCAGUAUUCAUUGGAGACCAGUAUACAUGUAUGAAUUGGAGACCAGUAUACAUGUAUGUAUUGGAUACCAGUAUACAUGUAUGCAUUGGAGAUCAUAAUACAUGUAUGCAUUGGAGACCAGUAUCCUUUAGAUACCAGUAUACAUGUAUGCAUUGAAGACCAUAAUACAUGUAUGCAUUGGAGACCAGUAUACAUGUAUGUAUUGGAUACCAGUAUACAUGUAUGUAUUGGAGACCAGUAUACAUGUAUGCAUUGGAGACCAUAAUACAUGUAUGCAUUGGAGACCAGUAUCCAUUGGAGACCAGUAUACAUGUAUGAAUUGGAGACCAGUAUACAUCUAUGUAUUGGAUACCAGUAUACAUGUAUGCAUUGGAGACCAUAAUACAUGUAUGCAUUGGAGACCAGUAUCCAUUGGUUGGAGACCAGUAUACAUGUAUGUAUUGGAGACCAGUAUACAUGUAUGUAUUGGACACCAUAAUACAUGUAUGCAUUUGAGACCAGUAUCCAUUGGAGACCAGUAUACAUGUAUGAAUUGGAGACCAGUAUACAUGUAUGUAUUGGAGACCAGUAUCAAUUGGAGACCAGUAUACAUGUAUGAAUUGGAGACCAGUAUAUAUGUAUGUAUUAGAUACCAGUAUACAUGUAUGCAUUGGAGGCCAUAAUACAUGUAUGCAUUGGAGACCAGUAUCCAUUGGAGACCAGUAUACAUGUAUGAAUUGGAGACCAGCAUUCAUGUAUAUAUUGGAGACCAGUAUACAUGUAUGUAUUGGAGACUAGUAUAUAUGCAUGUAUUGGAUACCAGUAUACAUGUAUGCAUUGGAGACCAGUAUACAUGUAUGUAUGGUAGACCAGUAUGCAUUGAAGACCAGUAUACAUGUAUGUUUAUGAUAUAUCUAUGAAUUAGAGACCAUAAUAUAUGUAUAUGUAUGCAGACCGGUUGUAACUGUUUCCUUGAGAGAACCGUCCCAGUUUGUUUGAUUUCUGCAGUAACAAACGACAUUAUUUUAUUUGACACAAUUUUUAAAAUAUCAUCUUUCCUUAAAGUGUAAGCAGAAAAUAAACCGAAGCAAGAUUUGUUUUGAAAGUGA